Messenger RNA from Chironomus riparius, 780 nucleotides. The record is from the annotation of a GenBank genome assembly. NCBI's taxonomy places the organism in Eukaryota, Metazoa, Arthropoda, Insecta, Diptera, Chironomidae.
AUGUCUUUGAAUUUGUUCAUUUUAAUAUUACUUGUGACGGGUGCAGUUUCUUUAGUUUUAGAGGAACAUGAGAAGGAUGAACAUUUUAGACAUGAAAUCGUUAAACGAGGACUGUUCUGGCCUCAACUUCUAUUCCCAUUGAAUGCUGCAACAGGCAUACUUGUUGCUGUUGCUGUUCCCCUUCAUGACAUUGACAGAAAUGUCUUCUUGGCCUACAAUUUUGAAGCUAAUUACAAUUUAGCGAAUGUUCCAUCAGAUUCCUUUCCCGGUCCACCUUUUAAACGAUGGAAAUUGGGAUCAACUUAUGAAGACAUGUCAGUAGACCCUUCGGCAGAUACUGCAAUUGAUGAUUCUUUUGCUAGAAGUUUGAACAAAGGAAAUGAAACAGUUAUGGAUGAAGAAGUGACAACGACAGAAGAAAGUAACAGCAUUGAUGACGUGGAGGCUAAUGAGAUCACAAAGAGAAGCUUAUUGGAUAGAGUAGUGCUGUCUAGAAAAGGAGUUUACAGAGUUCUGGAGAGUCGGAUAUCUGCAAAUGGAAUCGACGGAAAGAAAUGCCUCCUACGUGCUAUAUGCGAAUCAGCAUCAAAUUCACUGUUAGAAGCCAAUGGAGUUUUAGGUCACAUUCUGCAUAUUAUUCUUACGCCGUCAUCAUCAAAGGAUGAGAAUCUACCAUCUGAAUAUAAUAAAGCUGAAGAAUUAGGUUUAAAGAAAGACUGUACGAAAUAUAAAAGAAAAUGUGAUUUUAGUUUAUUGGAUGCUUUGUCUAGUUUUGUGUGA